AUGAGAGUGAGCAAAGUUAAACGAGUGAGACGCGAAAACUUGGAAAAAAUGAGGAAAAAACGAGCGGAACUUCGGAAAAAUGGGAAUUCGCUGGAAGAUGGACAGGAGCACAUAUCGAACCUCAAAAGGGAUCGUGAUUUAUACAAGAAAUCGUUUGAUAAAGUGGCAAUGGACAAUAACGAUUUGAAGAUUGAGAACGAGAAACUGAAGAGAAGCGUGGAAUUCUGGAGAGAUCAACACCACUAUCAAGUGAAACUCUGUCAAAAGAGAAAGGAGGAAAAUGAUGCGGCGAAAGAGUCAAAUUUGAGAUUUUUCCGUGAGAAAGAGGUGUGGAAACAGCGAUUCGAAUUGGCGAGUAAUGAGAAACGAGCGCUGGAACAGGAGAAAAUUAUUGCACGGAACAAAAAGCAGCUGAUGAUUCCAGAGAAAGAUGCGGAGCAGUUGAAGAGCCAUAUUAUGUGGUUGAGAGAACAGAUGAAUUCGGAGAAAGUGGCACAUAAUAGGACACGCCUUCAGUUGCAUGAACUGAGAAUGACACGGGCGGAUCACAGUGAACACGAUGUUCCGAUUGUUCCGGAGAGAAGAUUGACACCGAAUGAGAUUCUGAUGCGGAUGAUUGAAGGAUUGGAGGUUCCAGUGUUCGAUACAACGGAAAGGUUAACCACCAAUCGAUUGAUGAGGAAGUAUACGAAAGUUCCAAAGCGUAUAAGUAAAGCAAGCAAUAUGCAAAACUUGAAACUAGCGAGAGAGAAGCGUUUAAUGAACAAAGAGCUAGAAAAAGAAAAAGGACCGAUGAAUUCGACAACGCCGAGCUCGGCGCCAAAAGAUCCGGCGGUGUCAUUACCUCCAAGAGAUCCUCGUCCGUAUAUGGUGAGAGUUCCGGUAAAGACGCGCGGAGUUGUGGAGAGAGCGCCGGCGCCAGCGACAGCGGCUCCAUUAGAAACGGCACCCAAAGGUCCACUCCCUCCGUAUAAUCCAAGGAAACGACAGCUAGAAGCUGCCGCGGAACGACAGCAACAACGAGUUUUCGAUGAGCAGGAACUCCGACGAAAACAUUCGGAAGAAAUACUCGUAUGGAAGGAGAGAUUUGAGAGAUCUCAAGCUGAAAGGAAGUCUUUGGAACGACGAAUGUAUCGACAGGCACAAGAGUUUCAAGAGAGAUUCGAUGAGACUGUUGACAAUAUUUCGUGGAAAGAACGAUACGCGCAUUUGGAGAAUUUCUGUCGAACAUGUAAAGGAGAGAAUAUAAAUUUGAAGGUGGAAUUGAAUGGAAUCAAGAGGGAAAUGGAUAAACGAGAUAAGGAGAUCACUGAGCUUCAGUUGGAUUUGGCCUAUGUUAGAUCGCUUUGCACAAUGCCAAUACCACCGAGAGUCAAGAAACCAAGGAAGCCGAGAAAGCCGAAACUGCUGCCACCUCCACUCUCUCCAUCUACUAUCAACUUGUAA
Messenger RNA from Caenorhabditis remanei, 1446 nucleotides. RefSeq lists its product as uncharacterized. NCBI's taxonomy places the organism in Eukaryota, Metazoa, Nematoda, Chromadorea, Rhabditida, Rhabditidae. Bases 1 to 1446 code for a protein of 481 amino acids. The transcript is spliced from 5 exons. The record is from RefSeq and is a predicted model, not a curated record.